AUGGAUCCUCUUCUGGGUGCUCCCCCCGCUCCUAAACGUACGCCAUCGUAUCUUCAGUUUGCACCUCGGCGCACCAUGGCGUCUUUCGAGAACCUGGUCGUGCUCGCCAACUAUGAAGAGACUCUCAGGGAAGCCAAAAAGAUGGUAUGGAGAGAUCGAGGGGAACCUGCGGUCGAUGUGCAAGAUUUAUGGGAAUGCGUUGAGCAUGGAACAAGAGGCGGGCUGAGGGCGGGUACUUUAGCAUUUGCCAUUCGGUCGGGCGUUAACCUUGCUCUCCUCAUGGCAAGGCUAAAUCGGGUACCGAAGAAACUCCGUAUCUCCUUAAUACAGCAUGCUAUCCUUGGUUCCGACUCGUUCCGUUUUGCUGCCAUGCUUGGAUGCUUCGUUACUUUGUAUCGUGCCCUGUUGAACGCAUUUCCCAUUCUAUUCCCCCGCCAUGUACCUCUCCGGAUUCGUAUUCGCCAGCUCUUUUCAUUUGCAUUUUCAUCGCCCGAAGACUCGGCUGUUGUCGAUUCCCUUUCCCCCGACCUUGAACUACCUCGUUCCAGGACCGGCUCUUCGCGAACAGCAAGGUUGUCAACUACAGCCCAGGCGCACCAAGUCUGGGUGCGCAAGCGUACCAGCAGAUGGCACUCUGCUAUUGCCGGCGCCAUCGCCGGCGGGCUUGCUAUUAUGUUUGAGAAGAAGUCACGCAGAACUGUCAUAGCCCAGCAACUCUUUGUCCGGGGACUUCAGGGAUCGUACAACGCAAGCUCACAAAGAUAUGGUUUUAAGUUGCCUUAUGGAGAUGUACUCGUCUUCUCUUUAGCAUGUGGACAGAUAUUGUAUGGGUUUUUGCUGCGACCGGAUACCUUGCCACGAUCUUAUGUGACAUGGAUUAACACGGCAGGCAAGAUUCCGGUCGCAGCCGUUCGAAUUAACCGAGAUUUGGUCCGUGACGGCAGUUUCAAUGCUGUAGAUAUGGAACGUAUUCUGCAGGAGGAGAAACUUACCUCCGGGAACCGCGCUGAACUUGUUCUGCGACAUGCUUUGACCAUUGGAGCUCCCCCGGAUUUCGGACAUCGUUACGGCCCUUGUGCAGCUGUUCACCCCACGCUCGACUCUUGUCGCCAAGUCCCUUUGGACCGCUUUAUUUCUGUUUUUAGAUGGAUGCUUCCUAUCUAUGGUGCAUUACACUUCAUUCCGAUGAUGUUAUUCAAGCGGAAGGGUUUCAUUCAAGAACCCCUGAAAAUGUUAUUGCGCGCGGGCUGGGGGACAACAAGAAGCGCAGCAUUCCUGGGCACUUUCGUAGUAAUAUACCAAUCAUACUUCUGCUUCAAGCACUACAUGUACGAAAUCCUGCUCGCUUUGCGGCAGUCUCCUUCGUCCAUCGUCAAGCCCCCCAUGUGGUUGAUCAAAUUCCUGAUCUCCAAGCCGUCUUUCUGGAUGGGUGGGCUUCUUUCUGGCUUGUCAUUGUUUGUCGAGGCAAGGAGGCGGCGUGGUGAGUUGGCCAUGUACGUGUUGCCUAAAGGGCUGGAGAGCGUUUGGGUAAUGGCGAGAGGAAAGGGGUUGGUCUUUCGCACCGGAGACUUUGGCGAAGCAUUGGUACGACCCACACUAACUGCACUUCUCGGGCACUCAUAUCGAUUCCCCAUACAGAAUGAUCCAGAACAUUUGUCUGGUCUCGUCAGACGCAUACUAUAUCAGUUCAUCGGGCCCAACUGA
This is a messenger RNA of Heterobasidion irregulare TC 32-1, 1704 nucleotides long. RefSeq lists its product as uncharacterized. The transcript has 10 exons. Bases 1 to 1704 code for a protein of 567 amino acids. The record is from RefSeq and is a predicted model, not a curated record. NCBI's taxonomy places the organism in Eukaryota, Fungi, Basidiomycota, Agaricomycetes, Russulales, Bondarzewiaceae.